Messenger RNA from Neoarius graeffei (lesser salmon catfish), 4665 nucleotides. RefSeq lists its product as uncharacterized. NCBI's taxonomy places the organism in Eukaryota, Metazoa, Chordata, Actinopteri, Siluriformes, Ariidae. Bases 1 to 3360 code for a protein of 1119 amino acids. The transcript has 3 exons. The record is from RefSeq and is a predicted model, not a curated record.
AUGGACGUGGUCAUAAAAUGGCCUGGAAGUGUGCAUGACGCGCGCGUCUUUGCCAAUUCAAAAGUGAACACCUACUUGAAGACAGGAAAGAUACCUUCGUUGGAAAAGCGAAUAGUGGAUGAAGAGGAUCCCAUACCGGUCUUUCUGUUAGGAGACCCUGCCUACCUCCUUCUCCCUUACCUUAUGAAGGAAUACUCAGGUGUCUUUGAUAUGAACAUGGAAGUGGAACAGACAAACCCAAGCAGCCAUCAUGAGGAUCAAGCUGGUGACAAUGACCGAAGCAACUGGCGUAGACGCUUACGACUCAGGAAAUCCUCAGCUUUGUUUCCCACUGUGAAAGGUCCAAUUGAACAGCAGAAAGUUGAUAAAGAAUUGACCAAGAAGUCAUCACAAAACGAACAAAAGGAUCACCAAGUAGUGGACACUGUGAGCAGCAAGCUAGCAUUUACUUGCUCUGAUUGCAAGGAUGGCACAACAUUUAGUCCAGAUGGUUUAUUAAAACACUUUAAAAACUUUCAUGGAGGUAAAGGGUGCCCAUCGUCUUUUCCUUGCAACAUGUGCAGUUUUGUUGAUUCUGACUUUACUACCCUGCAGCAGCAUUACCUGAAACACAAACACUCUCGGCUUCCAUGUGAGACGUGCAAUGACAAAGGCUUGCAAACGCCAUCCCAACUCACAAAACAUUGUAAAAUGCACAACAGUCAAUAUCAAUGUGAAAAGUGCAAGUUUUCUACAAAGGGGUUCACACCUUUUCUACAUAACUCUUGUCCACACAGCACUGUACCAGCUAUAGAUAGUAGUGAAAAGUCUGGUGUUAAGACCAUGAAUGGUGAACUGAAUGGGAAUCUUUUGGCUGAUGCUGCAGGUGAACCCCAGAAAGAUGCGCUACUAAAGCACAUGACUCCUACCUGCCAUCGAGGGUGGAGCAGAAGGAACUGGUGGAAAAAUAGAGAUGUUUCCCCAAAACAACCCAAACGUAGUUCUCCAGAUAACAAAUUCCUGAUUCCAAAAUCAGAAAUUCAGUGGACAUCUGCAAAAUACCUGCCUUUCUCAGCUGCAGGUUUACUUGAUGAACAUGGUGAACUACUAAAUCCAACACGGACCUUAGAGGAAACUAAGCAGUUUUUGGAAAGGACAGUUAACUGUGGAACAAAAUGGCCACUGACUCUAAAAUGUGAACCAGAUCUCUCAUCUCUGUCCUGUCCCGGGCCCUUUCUCUCUGAAUCAAAGAUGCACCGAUGUGUCACACCACUUCCUGUACUGAAUUCUGAGAAUGAACUUUCUGGUCUCAUGGAGAAGAACAAUAUCUCAGUUCCACCUGAUUGCACUACAAAGGUUGUUGGUUUCAAGAUGGUGGAUGGAAAAAAGCAUCUUGUUGUUAAAGUCCUUCCUUCAACCAAGCCAGAGGUUUCUUCAGACACAGCAGAAGAAUCUGCAGAAUUAAACCAGGAAGUAAGAAAUAAUACACAAUUAGACCCUCAUAUUGAGAGACCCAGUGAUCCAAUGUGUAGUGAAUCAGGCAACAUUAUCGCUGCAGAUUCCACAAUCAACAGCUAUGAUUCUACCUCAACCUCAUACCAGCCCAAAGAACAAGGACUUGGUGAAGAAAAAGACCAAGAUACGAUAGGAGAUGCUCCUCAGGUUGAUAACACUGACAAUGACUGUAGCAAUGACCAAUGUGCAAUCAGUGAAAGUCCUGAUGCGCCUGCACAACUCACUCUCUCAGGAAUAGAGGAGGUUUUUCAUGUAGUAAAUCAGACUGAAAAACCAGCAUCUCCUGAGCUAAUGUUUAACUCUAAUGACGCAAUUGACCUCAAUGAAGAAAAUGUAGAUGUGCCAAGGGAAGUACGUUCCAUCAGAGAGGCAUAUAUCCCAACUCUGCAAACAGAUAUGCAGGAGAUAAGUGACCCACACACAGACUAUCAAGAAAAAGCAGCAAGUGAUCAUGAAGAAAUUAAUUCUGAACCUUCUACAAGUCAAGAUGAUAUGAGUUGUGUUGAAGCUCGGUCUUCCAGUACCUCAUCUGAUUUUGGCAGCAUGGAAGAGGGAAUAAACUCUCAGCUCUUACCCUUGAUGUCUGAGAAAGACAGAAGCCCCGAUAUCUACGUGAACAACAUGGAUAAAAUAUCAGGGGAAGAAGCAACUAUAAUACAACCAUCUCUGGAGUCCUGGAAUGAACAGAAAAUGGAGAAAGGUCUAAACUCUCCCACAAGUCAAAAUGGAGUAGCCAUGUUAGAAUCUAAUAUUAUUGAUCCAGUUGUAGCAUCCCCUCACAAAAAUACUACUGACUCUCUGUUUAUUUCCCCACAUGAACAUGGAAGCCUGUUUUUCCAAGACAGUGGAGAUGAGAACACAAACAACAUAGACCCUAGAUAUGCUCAUAUCCCACUAGAUCAGAAGUGUACAGUGGAAACUGUAGAGGAACCUUCCUUCCCACAGUUACCGCUUGAAGACUCUUGCCAUAAUCCAGACCUGCAUCAAACACUCGAAGAGCUGCCUGAUACUACAGUAAGCCAUUUGCUUGAUGAUUCUGAAGUUACAUACAGAGGUAUUACCUCUCAGUUUGAACCAGUGAGCAUGACUACCCAGAACGUGGAUAUGCACUCAUCCAAAGCCAUACCAGUAGCAGCAGUGACUAAUGACAAGGCCUCUUCACAACUACCAUUAAUGACUGAACCUACUAUCAGCACGAGGAGACGGCAAGAACCAACCACAAAAGACUCUCAGGGACGCAUUUCAAAAUCUAAACGAAGGCUUGCUCGAAAUUCUCAAGAAAGCAAGUCAUCAGCAUUUAUCCCUUACUGGGAACCGCUUCCUCCAGAAAUGGAAAGGACUCUGCGACUCAUUCCUGUUAGUUCCUCACAGCCUGUAAAAGUACCACGUUUAAACCAGCCUGUGGUCGUCCUCAAUCACCCAGACACAGAUAUUCCUGAAGUGGCAAACAUUAUGAGAUCAGUUCACAGACACCGAGGAGCUGUGCAAAAGGUUGUCCUUUCUCAGGGAACUCUAAAAGCCCUUUCAGAGCUUAACUGUGACACAUUGCGUAAUAUAUGUGUUGGCAACUUGCAGUCGUCUCACUACAGAAGAGCGUGGCCUCAAGGAACAGUUAAAGAAAGGUUUAUCCUUAAUCUGAAGCUGAAGAGGUUAGGUGGGAAUAAGUUUAAGGUGGCAAAUCUAAGCUCUAAUGCCAACCAGCUUAAGUCAAGCUUCAGAUGCUGGUUUUGUGGCCGCCUCUUUAGAAACCAGGAGGUGUGGGUAGGCCAUGGUCAGAGGCAUAUUAUGGAGGCUACACGAGACUGGAACAAGUUAUUCAGCAGUGAAGAGCAGGAUAAUGGCGUAGAUCAACUAUCUUACUAUUGAGCUUGUGUGAUUCCUUCGUAUUGCUUUAUGCAGGCCAUUUUUUGUGCAUUGAUUGUUCUAGAAGAUUUUGAGUAGGCUGGAACAAGGUUUAUCCAUGCACAGCUCAGGGUUUGAAAAACAGGUCAGGUAAUGUCUGUUUCUGGAUUUUUGAGCUUUAUCAGCAUGUCACUCGUAGUGUUGGGUUGAUAAACCAUCUCAGGGACAGUUGGCCAACCGAAACAGAAUUAUUUAUUUGUUCUUUUUACUUUGGUGUCAGUGUAUGCUAUUGUAAAAGCAAUAUACAUUAUUUAUAUAAUGAUUUCAAAUGCACUUGUUUAUAACAUGGAAUGACUAAAAUGAAAUAGCAUUGCUGUAGAAUUUAUUUAACUGCUCUAAAAGCAGCACUAUCUGUUGUAUUUAUUUAUAGCUUUAAUUGCUUCCAGAUAGACUGAAGAUAUUUUUUUUGUUGAAUCUGCUGAUAAAUAUAUUAAGAGAUAUUUGACGAAAAUUCAUCGUUUUUUGCAUUAAUUUAAUAUCCAAUAAUUGCUUACUGGUUUUAAGCAAGCAGCCUCAUGUCUUUGCCAGUGAGUGUUUUACCGAGUCUUUGCAAAGACAAAAUUAUUUAUUUAUUUAGACAAACACAAAUGCAUUUGAGGUAUUUGCUGUUGGAUAUGUAACCUUAACAGAUGUAUGUUUUGCUGUGACAAUCAAAUUUUGACAAAUCAGCUGUAAAGAUUCCCUGAAAUUGUGAUAUUUAACGACUACAGCUUUUCUUUAUAAUGUUAUCAUUGUCUUGUGUACCAAAUAUGUUGUGUCGUCCCCCCCCCCCCCCCCCCCCCCAUGCUCUUGUAGUUCAGCUGAAUUCAAGAUGCUGCCGUUAAAAAGAUUUCAUCAUCCCUGGUUUGUAAUGGCAUCAGUGUUAUCAUGAAGUCAAUGAAGUCCCUUUCAGCUCCGUUGGGCUACUCUUAUUCAAGGAGUGAGCACUCUCUGUAUAGAUCUCCACAUGGUAACCUUUAUGUUGUAUUUAUCUCAUCUCUGAAAAGUGUUGCAAAGAGAGAUGAAUUUGGUUACUUAUAUUUAUCUUAUUAAUUGGCUGCCUGAACAGUUUGUGAUGGAGUGGUUAUUAAUUGUAGCACUUAAUUACUUAUAUUAAUGUGAUCACUUCAGCUUGAAUUCCACAAUCCAGCCCAAGUCAGAUUCCAUUUUCAUCUGUCAUCCCUCUUAUUUGACUAGAAAUGUAAACCUUGUUAUUUUUUUUUCCUUCUAAAUUUAAAAGCACUGGUGAAAUGCUUGUAAAAUAUUCCUAAAUCAUGUACUACAUAAACA